AUGCAUCACAACUGCACUAUUGUUGGGCUGACAGAAAAGGAAGUGUUCACUGCUCAUGAGAUGGUGGGUUGUCUUGAGUUGGGAAACUCUGCACGAACAGUGGGUUCAACAGCCAUGAAUGCAGCCUCAUCUCGCUCACAUGCCAUCUUUACCAUAUCACUGGAGCAGCGACGCAAAGGAGACAAGAGUGAUGUCAUGGUCUCCAAAUUGCACUUGGUGGAUCUUGCUGGAUCUGAGAGACAAAAAAAAACUAAAGCAGAGGGAGAUCGACUCAAAGAGGGAAUCAGCAUUAACCGUGGACUGCUUUCUCUGGGGAAUGUGAUCAGUGCACUUGGUGAUGAAAGCAAGAAGGGAUCCUUUGUGCCAUACAGGGAUUCCAAACUGACACGCCUCUUACAGGACUCUCUCGGAGGAAACAGCCACACCUUGAUGAUUGCGUGUGUAAGUCCAGCAGACUCCAACAUUGAGGAGACUAUCAACACGUUGCGCUAUGCUGACCGUGCCCGUAAAAUUAAGAAUAAGCCCAUUCUCAAUGUUGAUCCACGUGCAGUAGAAAUGAAGCGACUCAGACAGCAGGUGCAAGAGCUUCAGGUGAUGCUCCUGCAUGCCCGUGGAGGUGUUGCACCUGUGCUGACAGGGUCUGAGCCAGCAGAGAAUGUGUCAAACAUCCUGGAGCAGAAUCGCUGUCUGCAAGGUGAAAACAGCAAGCUGAGCCGAGAGCUGAGUGAGGCUGUAGGACAGACGGCUCUUAUGUUUGAAAGGAUCAUCAUGAUGGAGCAGACAAAUGAGAAACUGCAAAGCAAACUGGAGGAGUUGAGGCAGCAUGCAGCGUGUAAGGUGGACCUACAGAAGAUGGUGGAAACCCUGGAAGACCAGGAAUUGAAGGAGAAUAUAGAGGUGAUCCGGAACCUUCAACAGCUUAUCCUAGAACUGCAGGAAAUCUGUGCUGAUCCUCAAGCUAAAGACUCUCCAGAAGCCUACACAGCCCAGCAUGCACUGCGACAGGCUCAGAUGUCGAAAGAACUGAUUGAGCUCAAUAACGUUUUGGCGCUAAAAGAGGCUUUUGUCAAGAAGAUGUGUCAGAAUGAUAAUCAUUUGGAGCCCAUGCAAACAGAGUAUCAGGAGAAUAUUCAAAGUCUGCAGGCUUCGGUCGGCUCUCUGCAGAAAGAGAAGGAAGAUCUCAUCCAGGCUCUGCAGUCUGCUAAGAAGGACACCAAUCAGGCCAAACUGAGUGAACAACGCAGGAAGAGACUUCAGGAGCUGGAAGGUCAAAUCACUGAGUUAAAGAAGAAGCUUCAAGAUCAAUCUAAGCUGCUUAAGCUCAAAGAGUCAUCUGUGCGCAGUCUGGCUAAACUCAACCAGGAGAUUCAGGCUAUGAAGUCCCAGCGGGUGCAGCUCAUGAGACAGAUGAAAGAAGACUCAGAGAAGUUUCGUUUGUGGAAGCAAAAGAAAGAUAAAGAAGUUCUGCAGCUCAAAGAGAAAGAUCGUAAACGUCAGUAUGAGAUGCUAAAACUGGAGAGAGACUUCCAGAAACAGGCCAGUGUACUCCGUCGCAAGACAGAGGAGGCUGCUGCUGCUAACAAGCGUCUGAAAGAUGCUCUACAGAAGAGGAGUGAAGUUGCAGAGAAACGCAAAGAAGUCCAGAACCGUGGAGCAGAGGGUGUCAGCAGUAGAAUCAAGAAUUGGUUGCUGAAUGAAGUAGAAGUGCUUGUGAGCACAGAAGAGGCCCGCCGGCAUCUACAGGACCUGCUGGAGGACAGGAAGAUGCUAGCAGAGGAGAUUUCUCAGCUUCGGCAGCAGAUGGAGGCAGGAGAGAGACCUGUAGCCAAAGUUCGGCGUCGUACACUGACAAUUUCAGAGUUGGAAGGCCAGGGUGAGCUGGAGGCCUCUAUCAGCAAGCAAGUGGAGAGUCUAGAGACAGAGAUGGGGCUCAGGAGUGCUCAGAUAGCUGAUCUGCAACAGAAGGUCCUGGAUGCGGAUAAUGAUGGACGGAUAAAGCAGCGCUGGGAUUCUAUCACAACCAUCGUAGAGGCCAAGAGCGCCCUGAAGAUUCUCAUGGCUGAGGUUGUAGCCUCCAAAGUGGCCAAUGCCAAGCUGGAAAGUGAGCUGAAGCAGGAAAAGGCAAAUCUGCUGGAUAUGCAGAAGAUCUUGUGUGAUGAGCGCAAGCUCAUGUCUUCCAUGGAUAUGGAACAUCAGAGUCAACUGGUAGAAAUGGAGCAGAGACACCAGGAGAAGGUGCUGUAUCUCCUCGGUCAGCUCCAGAGUAAGCCUGUGGCACAGGAGAAACUAAAGGAGCAGCAGGAGGAGGUGUCUAAACGGGAGCACGAGCUAAUGCAGCGUCUAAAAUUUCAGGAAGAGGAAAUUGAAAAACUGCGAGAACUCAAUGAUCAGAACCAGAAACUCAUGGAUGAAAAUGAACAGUACAAGCAGAAAUUACUUCUGGCCCAGCUGACCAGUGCAAAGAAAGUCCUGUCUUCUGUGAAUGAGUCACCUGAUACAUCUUUUGAAUAUGUUCCACCUAAGCCCAAAGCCAAAACCUACUCCACUGCUCGGGCACGUCUGCAAGAGCCUAUAGAUCUUGAUGAACUCAUCAACUCCCUUGAUGAACCGUCAGAGUCAGAGAAAGAAGAGGAUGAGUGGCGUCCAGAGAAAAGCGACAGAGCACGACGAGGCUCUAAGAAGUCAAAAAUGAACGGCUGUGCAUGUCGGGGCCGCUGUGUUAAUAAACUUUGUCGCUGCCGCAAGGGAAAAAUGACCUGUGGGGAAAACUGUCUCUGUGACCAUGAGAAAUGUCGCAACAUGGAGAACCGUAGCAAUGUGGAUCAGACUGAAAUAAGUGAUGUGUCUAAGGACUCUGCUGCAAUUCCUGAGGACCCUACAGCAGUCAGCCCACGAGAUGCUACUUUUUUUAGACCCCCUAGUGUUCCACCUACUAAGAAGGAGAUUGGAGACAUAGGCCACCUGCCUGCAGAUCUGAAGCUUGAAAAGAAACCAGUCCCUGCUGACAACGAGAGUGACAGCGAUGACUCUGAAGUGAUGAACAGCACUUCCAGCUUUCUCCGGAGUAAAAAGAGAGGUCUAAAUAACUUCAAAAACAGCUUUUUCUCUGGCUGCACACCCAUCCGUGAAGAACAUUAGCAUUACAGUAGUAGAAUGUGAUAUAUAAACACUUGCUAACUUGUCUCUUUUUUUCAUGUAGUUUAAAUGUAUGUAUUUGUUUAAAUUGGUAAUUGUAAUAUAGGUUUGUGGAAACUGCCAUUCAUUUGCAAUAAUGAUUAAUGCACUAACAAUAUGAACUGCUCAUGUCAUUGGUUAUUUUAUAGUCUCUUAAGCAAAAUGGCUGUAUGACAUUUGAAAGUCAGGGUUGUAGAUGUUAUUUCUAUUAAAAAUCUAGUGACUUCAAUAAAUGGUUCAUUUUAUUUUUGUUGUUUAUUACUUAACAUUACUAUGUUAAAAUAUCUAAAUACACUAUUCAUUUUU
Sinocyclocheilus rhinocerous is the source of this 3480-nucleotide messenger RNA. Its product is annotated as chromosome-associated kinesin KIF4-like. Gene Ontology annotation, molecular function: microtubule motor activity; ATP binding; microtubule binding. NCBI's taxonomy places the organism in Eukaryota, Metazoa, Chordata, Actinopteri, Cypriniformes, Cyprinidae. Bases 1 to 3138 code for a protein of 1045 amino acids. The transcript is spliced from 26 exons. Gene Ontology annotation, biological process: mitotic spindle organization; spindle elongation; microtubule-based movement. Gene Ontology annotation, cellular component: microtubule associated complex. The record is from RefSeq and is a predicted model, not a curated record.